CUAAUAAACUAACUCAUCAAUUACUUCCUCAAGAAAAAACAUGUAUGCUUCUAUUUCCUUUACUACACAAAUAUUCAAUGAGCUUCUUGUGGAAUCUCACAUAAGAAGGUUACUCAUUCAAAACCCAGUUGAUCAUCAAUCACUAACCAACUCCCCUACUUUAACAAACAACCAUAAUUCAACAGACUCAAAUUUUGGAGAUCGUGAAUUUGAUUCAAAAGUUGUGAUGAUACUUGCAGUCAUAUUAUGUGUUUUUAUUUGCUCACUUGCAUUAAACUCCAUUAUCAGGUGUGCCUUAAGGUUUUCAAACGUAGCCAUCAACAACGACUCUUCUAGUUCGAACAGCAAUUCUUCGCUUCAAUCGGUCAAUAAAGGAAUCAAGAAGAAAGCUCUUAAGGCAUUUCCCACAGUGAGCUACUCAACUGACUUGAAACUACCAAGUUUGGACGCAGAAUGUAUGAUAUGUCUCUCAGAGUUCACAAAGGGUGAAAAGGUGCGCAUUUUGCCUAAAUGCAACCAUGGAUUUCAUGUUCGUUGCAUUGACAAAUGGCUAAAAGAACAUUCAUCAUGUCCAAAGUGCAGACAAUGUCUUCUUGAAACUUGUCGAAAGAUUGGUGGGUCGCAGGUGCAACCAAUUGUGUUGCCAGUGCCAGAAAUUAUUAUAAGGAUCGAACCACUAGAGCACGAAGCUUUGGAACGUAACUAUAGGGAAAUAUAAGAUAAUUAUGGUUGAGCAAGAAACUUUCUUUGCUUUACUUUGAUCUCAAAUGUAGAAAUAUACUUUAUUUAAAGUUUUGAAUUCAUUUAUUUUCCAACAAGCUUAUUGUGUAAUUAUUUGAUGUUUUGAACCGAGAAUACGUAUCUUGUGCU
Medicago truncatula (barrel medic) is the source of this 870-nucleotide messenger RNA. Its product is annotated as RING-H2 finger protein ATL78. The coding region runs from base 41 to 718 and encodes 225 amino acids. Gene Ontology annotation, molecular function: transferase activity. NCBI's taxonomy places the organism in Eukaryota, Viridiplantae, Streptophyta, Magnoliopsida, Fabales, Fabaceae. The transcript has a single exon. Gene Ontology annotation, biological process: protein ubiquitination. The record is from RefSeq and is a predicted model, not a curated record.